This is a messenger RNA of Jatropha curcas, 1723 nucleotides long. Its product is annotated as stearoyl-[acyl-carrier-protein] 9-desaturase, chloroplastic. Gene Ontology annotation, molecular function: stearoyl-[ACP] desaturase activity. Gene Ontology annotation, cellular component: chloroplast stroma. Gene Ontology annotation, biological process: fatty acid metabolic process. Lineage: Eukaryota; Viridiplantae; Streptophyta; Magnoliopsida; Malpighiales; Euphorbiaceae. The record is from RefSeq and is a predicted model, not a curated record.
GCCAUGGUGAUGGUAUUGUAAACACUCAGGUACAAGUUGGAGAUGGCAAGCAUGUAAUUAUGAGAGAAGGUAAAGGGUCAUCUCAAAGAAACACUCUUUAAAAGCCGUUCCCUCUCCUCUUCUCUUUUGUCGUUCUCUGGUGCACUUCUGUCAUCUUCUUUAAUUCAUUCUCUCCAUUUUCAUACGUUAGUGGCCAUUUAAGAAAACCAAAAGAAGGAAAGAGAAAAAAUGAUUCUGAAUCUGUGCCAAGUAGCCUUCCCAACCCAAAAUGCCAAAUCUUCCAAAAUCUUCAUGGCCUCCAGUGUCCACUCCACUACUCCUACAGCAAGGAAAGGGGUGAAUUUAUUAGAGAAACCCCAUUACCGGCCUGCCAAAGAGGUGCAAAUUCAAAUCACACAUUCUAUGCCGCCUGAGAAAGUUGAGAUUUUCAAAUCUUUGGAGGAUUGGGCUGAAAAGAAUUUGCUUGUGCAUUUAAAGGCUGUUGAGAAAUGUUGGCAGCCACAAGAUUUUCUUCCACAGCCUGAGUCUGAAGGAUUCUACGAUCAAGUGAAAGAGCUGAGAGAAAGAUCAAAGGAACUUUCCGAUGACUAUUUUGUAGUUUUAGCAGGCGACAUGAUAACAGAAGAAGCGAUUCCAACAUAUCAGACGAUACUUAACACUUUAGAUGGAACUCGAGAUGAGAGUGGUGUUUCUUUAAGUCCCUGGGCCAUUUGGACUCGUGCAUGGACUGCUGAAGAGAAUCGACAUGGCGACCUUCUCAACAAGUAUCUUUACCUCUCCGGACGAGUUGACAUGAAGAUGAUUGAAAGGACUAUCCAAUAUUUGAUAGGUUGUGGAACGGAUUCUAAAUUUGAAAACAACCCCUUCUCCGGAUUUAUAUACACUUCGUUCCAGGAGAGAGCAACAUUUGUCUCUCAUGGCAACACGGCGAGACUGUCAAAGGAGAAAGGAGACACAAAGCUUGCACAGAUAUGUGGCAUAAUUGCUGCAGAUGAGAAACGGCAUGAAACUGCCUAUGUUAAGAUUGUAGAGAAGUUAUUUGAGGUCGAUCCAGACGCUACGAUCUCGGCAUUUGCCGACAUGAUGAGGAAAAAGAUUCAAAUGCCGGCCCGCUUGAUGUAUGAUGGUGAAGAUUAUAACCUGUUCGAUCACUACGCAGCGGUUGCUCAGCGUCUUGGAGUGUAUACUGCAAAAGACUACGCAGAUAUUUUGGAAUUUCUGAUAGGAAGAUGGAAAGUAGACAAGUUGAAAGAUUUGUCUGGCCAAGGACGUAAAGCUCAAGAUUUUAUAUGCGGAUUAGCUCCGAGGUUUAGAAAGAUAGAGGAAAGAGCUCAAGAAAGAGUCAAGAAAGCAACAUCCAAUUCCGAUAUUCCCUUUAGCUGGAUUUUUGGCAGGCAAAUUCAAGUUUAAGGUAAAGGGAUUUUUAUGUUUGGAGAAGACAUACCGGAAUAAUUAAUAUCUCGAAUCUAUCAUUCACCUGCUUGCAUGCAAUUUGGCUGGUUGCAGUCGACUGCUAUCGCUGCUUCACCUGCAUUUAAGUAUUAUUAAUGUUCUUCACCUGUUUGUUUUUUUCUUUUUUACAAUAAGCCUGGUUGCAGUGGUAAGUCACCACAGCCCUGCAACUUGAAAACAAGUUUAAUUUUCAAAGAGGUCUCUCUUUGAAAUUUAGAUAAAUUCUAAAUUAGAGGAUGGAAUUAAAUUUGGUUUUGAGUUUCGACUUCGA